Molecule: messenger RNA, 1044 nt
Organism: Dictyostelium discoideum AX4
Lineage: Eukaryota; Evosea; Eumycetozoa; Dictyosteliales; Dictyosteliaceae
Gene: gpaE
Product: G-protein subunit alpha 5
Exons: 3
Coding region: 1-1044 (347 amino acids)
Biological process (GO): G protein-coupled receptor signaling pathway; developmental process; signal transduction
Molecular function (GO): G-protein beta/gamma-subunit complex binding; GTPase activity; guanyl nucleotide binding
Source: RefSeq, a predicted model, not a curated record
AUGGGUUGUAUAUUAACAAUUGAAGCAAAGAAAUCAAGAGAUAUCGACUAUCAAUUAAGAAAAGAAGAAGGAAGUAAAAAUGAAACCAAAUUACUUUUAUUGGGACCUGGUGAAUCAGGUAAAUCAACUAUAUUUAAACAAAUGAAGAUUAUUCAAGACGAUGGUGGUUUCUCAAUAGACGAAAGAUUAGAAUACAGAUAUAUUAUUUAUGGUAAUUGCAUAAGCCAAAUGAAAGUUUUGGUAACUGCUGCUAUCUCUCAAGAUUUAAAACCAAAUAAUCCUGAUAAUGAGACUAGAUUUGAAAAGUUUUCAAAGAUUUCACCAGGUGGCAACUCUUGGACAUUAGAGAUUGCAGAAGAUAUUAAACAAUUAUGGAGCGAUGAUAGUAUACAAAAUAUUUAUAGAAUGAAAGAUAAAUUUUAUCAAUUAAAUGAUUCUGCAGCAUACUUUUUUGAUAAUAUUGGUAGAUUUGCAAAUGAAAAUUAUGUACCAACACAAGAUGAUGUAUUAAGAUCAAGAGUACGUACAACUGGUAUUCAAGAAGCACACUUUAAAUUCAUUAAUAUAGAAUUUAGAAUGUUAGAUGUUGGUGGACAAAGAUCAGAAAGAAGAAAAUGGAUUCAUUGUUUUGAUUCAGUUACAGCAGUUAUAUUUUGCGUUGCUUUGAGCGAAUAUGAUCAAACAUUACGUGAAGAAGAAUCUCAAAAUAGAAUGAAGGAAUCGUUAAUGUUAUUCGAUGAAAUUGUUAAUAGUCAUUGGUUUAGAAAUACAGCAUUCAUUAUAUUUUUUAAUAAAGUCGAUCUUUUCCGUGAGAAAAUCGCAAAGAUUGAUUUAGGUGAUUAUUUCCCCGCUUAUACUGGUGGUUUAUCAUUUGAUAACUCUACUCAAUUUAUAAAGAAAAUGUUUUUAGACCUUUCAACUGGAAAUCAAAGAAUCUUUGCUCAUUUCACUUGUGCAAUUGAUACUGCAAAUAUUCAAUUUGUAUUUCAUGCUGUUAGAGAAACUUUAUUAAAAAAUAUCUUUAAUACAAUCAUAAAUUAUUAA